AUGAAUUGGUCAUCAAAUAAAUUUUAUGAAGGAAAAUUAAUUGCUGAUAAAUCAGUUAAAAAUCAUUUAUUAAAAGAUUUAAAAAAUAUUUCCAAGAAAGAAAAUGAUGAUGAAAAUUUAUCUGAAUGUUCAUUGUUUUUAAUUGAUACAAAUGGUUAUGAUAUGAAAGAAAUUUAUUUUGAUGAUGAAAAUUCACGUGGAAAUGAAGGUGAAGUUGAACUUAUUAAUAUUCAUAUAAAUGAAUUAAUUGAAAAUUAUUCUGUAUCAAUUGAUCAAAUUGGUAAAGUUGGAUUUUUAUCAGAUAGUCGUCGAAUAAAUGUUGCUAUAAGACGUGCACGUAGACAUUUAUGCAUUUUUUCUAAUGCACAAACAGUUACUCAUGAUCCAUUUAUUAAAAGAUUAAUUGAUUAUAUGAUUCAACAUGGACAAAAAAUAAUUUUUUUCAAGGAUCAACUUUACCAAAAAAAAUCAACAAAAUCUUUUAAAUCAAAACAAAUAAAACAAAAAUCAAAAAAAGUCAAAGAACAAAAAACUGAAUGUUCUCAAGCAACAAAUACACUUGAAAAUGUUUUAACUAAUAUUCUUUAUCAACAUAUUGAAAGUUUUUUCAAUAAUCAAGAUUUACAAGAAUUACAAUUUGAAGAUGAUUUAUCACCAUUUUAUAGACGUUAUGUACAUCAAUUUGCUGAAAAACAUAAUUUACAACAUAUUAAUGAAGAUCUUGGUCAUCAAAGACAUAUUAUUAUUAGAAAAAAUAUUCCAAUUGAAAUGAAAAUGAUUACAAAUGAAGAAGAAGAAGAAGAAGAAAAUAUCAAUGAAAAAUUUCAUUCAAUCGUAACAGAUAAUAAUGAGGAAAAGAUUGAAUUAUCUCCAAUAGUUGAUAAAACAAAUCUUUGUCGAUAUUGUCAUAAAGAUAUUCCAUCAGAAAAUCUUCAAUUAUAUGAAUUAUAUUGUCAACGUGUUAAUCCAUUAUCUUCAUUAUCAAUUUCAACUAAUCAAACUUCUGAAAAAAAUUCUCCUAAACUAAAUAUUGCUUCAAAAUAUCCAAAAACUGUUAAGAAAAAAGCAAAUAAAUCAUCAUCAAUGGAUUCAAAUGCACCAAUUGAUGAUUUAUUAGAAGCAGAUCAUCAACAAGAUAAUAUUUGUAAUGCUCAAAAAUGUAAAAUAAAAAUAAUUUUAUUAGGAUAA
Rotaria sordida is the source of this 1188-nucleotide messenger RNA. NCBI's taxonomy places the organism in Eukaryota, Metazoa, Rotifera, Eurotatoria, Philodinida, Philodinidae. The record is from the annotation of a GenBank genome assembly.